GCUCAGUAUAUUCGUAAUGGCGACGAUUUAACUCGAAGUGACGCUCGAAGUAGGCUCGAAAGACAGCUCGACGCGGUGGAUUUGUAGAAGUUAACUCCAUUAUUUUGCAACAAACACAGAAUCAGGAAAUAGUUAUUAUCUGCGGAUUCAAAAUGCCAGUGACAUCUACGAACCUGAUCAUUGAAGAAGAAGAUCUCCCCUAUGAAGAGGAAAUAAUUCGCAGUCCUUAUUCUGUGAAAUUUUGGAUGAGAUAUAUAGAGCACAAGGCUAAAAAAGGCUCCAAUACAGCAUUGAAUCUACUCUAUGAACGUGCUCUCAAGGAACUACCUGGAAGUUACAAGAUUUGGUAUCUGUAUCUUAAAGAAAGAAGAAAGCAAGUGAGAGGAAGGCCGAUAACAGACCCUGCAUAUGAGGACAUUAACAAUGCUUUUGAAAGAUCUCUUGUCUUCAUGCACAAGAUGCCAAGGAUCUGGAUAGAUUAUUGUCAGUUUCUAGUGGACCAGUGUAAGGUGACGAGAUCACGGCGCACAUUUGACCGAGCAUUGAGAGCUCUGCCUAUCACUCAGCACCGACGUAUCUGGCCUAUUUAUCUUAAGUUUGUUCGUAAAUACCAUAUUCCUGAGACUGCUGUAAGAGUCUACAGAAGAUAUUUGAAGUUAGAGCCUGAAAACACGGAGGAUUAUAUUGAUUAUCUCAAGUCUGUAGGAUGGUUGGAUGAAGCAGCAACUCGUCUGGCUUUCAUUGUCAACAAGGAGAAAUUUGUAUCCAAGGAAGGGAAAUCAAAUCAUCAGCUUUGGCAAGAACUUUGUGACCUCAUUUCCAAGAAUCCUGAUAAGAUCAAGAGUCUAAAAGUUGCUGACAUUAUCCGAGGAGGUUUACGCCGAUUUUCUGACAGUUUAGGACAACUAUGGAAUUCACUUGCUGACUUUUUCAUAAGAAGUGGACACUUUGAAAAGGCAAGAGAUGUUUAUGAAGAAGCCAUUCAAACUGUUAUGACAGUGAGAGACUUUGGGCAGGUGUUUGAUGCUUAUGCACAAUUUGAGGAAAGCAUGAUUAGUGCUAAGAUGGAAACAACUUCAGAGAUGGGACCUAGUGAAGAAGAUGACAUUGAUUUAGAGCUCAGAAUGGCAAGAUUUGAACAUUUAAUGGACAGAAGACCUCUUCUGCUUAGCAGUGUCCUCCUACGUCAAAAUCCUCACAACGUCCAUGAAUGGCAUAAAAGAGUCAAACUCUAUGAAGGUAAACCCAAAGAAAUCAUCAACACGUACACAGAAGCUGUGCAGACAGUGGAUGCCAAGCUAGCAUCAGGCAAACCUCACACCUUGUGGGUGGAGUUUGCCAAGUUUUAUGAACAGCACGGUCAACUUGCCGAGGCACGGGUCAUAUUUGACAAAGCUACCAAAGUGAAUUACCGUAAAGUGGAUGACCUGGCUAGCGUGUGGUGUGAGUUUAGCGAGAUGGAGAUCAGACACGAAAACUACCAACAAGCUCUUGAUCUUAUGAGAAGAGCUACAGCCAUGCCGUCAACUAAAACAGACUACUAUGAUGAGAGUGAAACAGUUCAGAGACGUGUUUACAAGUCGUUGAAGCUUUGGUCCAUGUAUGCUGACUUGGAGGAGAGCCUGGGAACAUUCCAGUCCACGAAAGCUGUAUAUAAUCGGAUUCUUGAUCUGCGGAUUGCAACUCCUCAGAUUAUCAUUAACUUUGCUACGUUCUUGGAAGAACAUCGCUACUUUGAAGAAGCUUUUAAGGUUUAUGAGCGCGGAGUUGCGAUGUUCAAAUGGCCAAACGUGUUUGACAUCUGGAACACCUACCUCACAAAGUUUAUUCACAGAUAUGGUGGCGGCAAACUCGAGCGAACGAGAGAUCUUUUUGAACAAGUUCUCGAGGGCUGUCCGGCUAAAUUUGCUAAAUCUUUUUAUUUAAUGUAUGCCAAGCUUGAAGAGAAUCACGGUCUUGCCCGACACGCUAUGGCGAUAUACGAGAGGUCUACAAAAGCCGUAUUGCCUGAAGAGCAGUUUGAAAUGUUUAACCUGUACAUCAAACAAGCCGCGGAGAUUUUCGGUGUCACUCACACGCGUGAAAUCUACGAGAAAGCUAUUGAAGUGCUGCCAGACGAGCAAGCUAGAGAGAUGUGUAUAAGGUUUGCUGAUCUUGAGCGUAAACUGGGCGAGAUUGACCGAGCGAGAGCUGUGUACAUGCACGCUUCACAAAUGGCUGAUCCGCGGACCACUCCAACAUUCUGGAAAGAAUGGCAUGACUUUGAGGUUCGGCAUGGAAACGAGGAUACAUUCCGAGAAAUGUUGCGCAUCAAAAGAAGCGUACAGGCUCAGUUCAACACGCAGGUCAACUUUAUGUCCGCACAAAUGUUGGCAGCGGCUGCUAGCAAAUCCGCUGGAGCAGGAACUGAUGAGCCUGUCACUGAUGAUAUGCAGCGUCUUGAACAGCAGGCUCAAGCGGUGGCGACGAGCAAAGACGUGAGCGCUAAGUUAAAAGAGAAAGUCUUGUUUGUCAGGGGUGAAACUAGUCACGAAGACACUGAAGAUACAGAACAAGUGGCAAACCCAGAGGAGAUCGACAUUGAUGAAGAUGAAGAUGAGGAUGAUAAUGAACAGGAAGUUCAAGUUGAGCAACAAUCGGUUCCAAGCAAGGUUUUUGGCGGAUUAAAGCAAGAUGACGACUAACAUGAGGAUACACGCGGCAUUUGCCAAUUAAACGACAUGAAAUGUUUUUUUAGACGUUAAUCUUUUACUCAGUGUUCUGUCUUAUACCCGGCAUUUUUUAAGCAGGUGUAGCAGAUGAACAUCCAAUAAAGCACAGUCAAUCUGGAGACAAGA
Messenger RNA from Orbicella faveolata, 2837 nucleotides. Its product is annotated as pre-mRNA-splicing factor SYF1-like. The record is from RefSeq and is a predicted model, not a curated record. Gene Ontology annotation, biological process: mRNA splicing, via spliceosome; generation of catalytic spliceosome for first transesterification step. Gene Ontology annotation, cellular component: U2-type catalytic step 2 spliceosome; Prp19 complex; post-mRNA release spliceosomal complex. NCBI's taxonomy places the organism in Eukaryota, Metazoa, Cnidaria, Anthozoa, Scleractinia, Merulinidae. Gene Ontology annotation, molecular function: protein binding.